Messenger RNA from Zingiber officinale, 726 nucleotides. Its product is annotated as PHD finger-like domain-containing protein 5A. Lineage: Eukaryota; Viridiplantae; Streptophyta; Magnoliopsida; Zingiberales; Zingiberaceae. Gene Ontology annotation, cellular component: catalytic step 2 spliceosome; U12-type spliceosomal complex; precatalytic spliceosome. The coding region runs from base 198 to 530 and encodes 110 amino acids. The transcript is spliced from 2 exons. Gene Ontology annotation, biological process: mRNA splicing, via spliceosome. The record is from RefSeq and is a predicted model, not a curated record.
UAUAUGACACGUAGAUUAGCGGAUCCACAUUUUAUUUCUGGAGGAGCAUCGAACCGGAAUAAAGUUUGGUUAGGUUUUCUAUCGGUUGUGCUUGAGCGGCGGCGAAUUCCGAUUCGGGCGUUCGGAGGACUCUUGCUCGACGCGCAGAGGUAGAUUUCAUUUGGAGGAAGAGUUCCUCUAGGCCAGCACACAGCUCUAUGGCAAAGCACCAUCCUGAUCUUAUUAUGUGCCGGAAGCAGCCAGGGAUUGCAAUUGGCCGCUUGUGUGAAAAGGAUGACGGGAAGUGUGUUGUUUGUGAUUCUUAUGUUCGCCCCUGUACACUUGUGCGCAUUUGUGACGAAUGCAACUACGGUUCAUUCCAAGGAAGGUGUGUCAUAUGCGGCGGAGUUGGAAUUUCUGAUGCCUACUAUUGCAAAGAAUGCACACUUCAGGAGAAAGACCGUGAUGGAUGCCCCAAGAUUGUCAAUCUUGGAAGUGCCAAGACGGAUCUCUUUUAUGAACGCAAAAAGUAUGGAUUUAAGAAACGUUGAUCCAUCUUCUCUAUUUGCACUGAUAUUGUAGUUUAUUGUUAGAAUUUAUGUGUGCUUUAACAUUCCUUUUGUUGCUACAGCAAACCACUAAGCUGUGUUUAUUGUGUUGUAACGGUAUGCUAUAAUAUCACAUAUAUGGAUGAUCUAGGAUUUAUUCUUAUUAUAAUUCUAUUAUAUGGUGAAUUAAUUUUGAUUA